CAGUGACAUCCACUGGUGUGAUAAGCCAAACUACAUUUGAGAUAACUUGCUUUUUAAUCAAGCAACACAACAAUGCUUCAAGAAAUUGGGAGUCUUCGCCUUCUCUCAAGCAGAUGCAAGAUAAUGUUGAAGACCUCCAGUGUUCCCUGAAUACUCAAAACACUGAGAAUAUCUACAAAACAACAAAAGUGGUGGAAGUUGGUGUGCUUGAAAAUGUCAGAUUAAAAGCAGUAUUAAAUAUUUCAGAGAACAUCGUCUGCCACUGGGUUUUUAAAGAGAUCCGGAAAAAAUGUAAUUCCUCUCUGGAUUUGGAGAACCGGCAUAUCAUUUCAGUGGAGUUCCCACAAAUCAAAGAAACCCAAGGGGGAAAUCACACACUGUUCAUUACAACUGAAACCAACAACUACACUAUAGUAUUUACAUUAAAUAUAAGAAGAAGCCCAGGAAAGCCAUAUUUUAUAAAACACGGUGAUGAAAGUGUGAGAUGCAUAUCAGAGGGACAUCCUACACCAGUUCUUGAAUGGCUCCCUUGCCAGGUUCCUGAUGACAAGUGCAGAUUUGUUUCUGGAGACCUGAUGAUAACUGAGAAAGCACAACUUCGCUUAAGAAAAGAGGACUUGUUAUUUGAACCGCAUGUAUGGUGCUGUGCAACUAAUAACUUGGGGAAAGUAUGCACAGAGCUUUAUACAAUAGAUCUGAGUGGAACAUCUGAAAGCCCUGUGCAGGAACUUUUUCUCAGAGUUGGAGACCCACUGUUCUUAAGAUGCAGAUCCAAAUAUAACACUUCUCAAUUUGGAAAUAAGUGGCAUUUUGGAAACGAGCAAUUAAAAAAGAAUAUGAUCCUAGAAGGAAGAUGGUUAUUGAGUUCAUCUUGGGUUAAGACUCUGUAUGCAUUUAUGUCAUCCGUGGAAGCCCAUAAUGAUGGUAAUUAUACUUGCUCUUCUAAAGAAAUUGCUGCCAAGAAAACUGCUGUAGUUAGAAUUUUAGAUAAAGGGUUUAUCAAUAUAACCAAUGCAAAGGAAAAUUUUGAAGUUGGCAUAGAAGAAGAUACUUGCCUUGAGGUUAAACUUAAAGCCUACCCACCAAUUAGAUGCAUUUGGAUAUUUUCCCAAAUAUCAUUUCCAUGUCAGCAAAAUUACACAGACACUUACAGUAUCUCUGCAAGUUUCUGUGACCAUAAACACCAACCAGGCGAAUAUUUGUUCUAUGCAGAAAAUAGUGAUGUGUUUGUAAAGAGGACAUUAAGACUCUAUGUGAAGAGCAAGCCUAAAGUAAAAAUGAGCUCAACAUUUAAUCAGUUAUCUUGCAUUGCUGAAAGCAAUCCUGCUCCAUUGUGGAUCUGGAAGGAAUGUUACAGAAAACAUAUCAAUUGCACUGAAAUCAAAGAUGGAAUUUCAAAUGAAAGACGUCAAGGAACAAUAUUUGGAUCCUGGAUCUCAAGCAGCACUUUAAAUACGAAGAAUAUACAAACUGGACAUUUCGUUGAAUGCUGUGCAAACAAUUUAGUUGGCUAUUCUUGUGAAUCUUAUUUUAUUGAACCAAAAGGUAAUGUUUUGCUGUAUGCAACAUUUGGAGUCUGUUUUCCAAUUAUUGUUGGGUUGUGCAUAAUAACUUGUCGAAACUAUAAAAAGCAAUUUAGAUAUGAAAGACAACUGCAUAUGAUACAAAUGGUUGGUCCUUCCGACAAUGAAUACAUCUACAUUAAUUUCAGUGAGUUGGAGUAUGAUGUCAAGUGGGAAUUUCCCAGAGAAAAUCUGAAAUUUGGGCAAGUACUGGGGUCUGGUGCCUUUGGGAAAGUCGUGAACGCUACUGCAUAUGGAAUUAGUGAAGCUGGAGCAUCCAUCCAAGUUGCCGUCAAAAUGCUUAAAGAAAAAUAUGACUCUUUGGAAAAAGAUGCUCUAAUGUCUGAACUCAAAAUGAUGAUUCAUAUUGGAAGUCAUGAAAACAUUGUAAAUCUGCUAGGAGCAUGCACCAAGUCAGGACCAGUUUACUUAAUUUUUGAAUAUUGUUGCUAUGGGGACCUCCUGAACUACUUACGAAGCAAAAGAGACACCUUUCACAAAACAUGGGCUGAAGUCUUCAGUCGCCACAAUUUCAGUUUUUACCACAAUUUUCGAGGACAGAUCAAUUCAAGGUCUUUGAUCAUAAGCUGCAGGAAGAAUGUGGCCAGACAGAAAUCAACCAAUCAGCAUUUUUCAUUUGUAGAUGAACUUAAAUAUGUGAACAGGAAACUAGAUGUUGAAGAAAGCCUCAAUAUACUGACUUUUGAAGAUCUUCUCUGCUUCUCAUAUCAAGUUGCCAGAGGAAUGGAGUUUCUGGAAUCAAAAUCAUGUGUUCACAGAGAUCUAGCAGCCAGGAAUAUACUAGUCACUUUUGGGAAAGUGGCCAAAAUAUGUGACUUUGGACUUGCCAGGGAUAUAAUGAAUGAUUCAAACUAUGUUGUCAGAGGAAACGCUCGUUUACCUGUCAAAUGGAUGUCCCCUGAAAGUUUGUUUGAAGGGAUAUACACAAUUAAAAGUGACGUCUGGUCUUAUGGAAUCUUACUCUGGGAAAUAUUCUCUCUUGGCAUCAAUCCUUACCCCGGAAUGCAAGUUAAUGAGAAGUUCUACAAGCUUAUUCAAAAUGGAUUUAAGAUGGACCGUCCGUUUUAUGCUACAGAAGAAAUAUACAUCCUACUGUGUUCCUGCUGGGCUUUGGACUCCAGAAAAAGACCAUCCUUUUCGCAGCUGCUUUCCCUUCUGGCAUGCCAAUUGGCUGAGGCAGAAGGAGCAGCAUGCCAGACAGAUCAUACCGAUACCUCUAAGCACACUUCCAGUUUCAAGUGCAACCCAGAUAUGAGGAGAGAAGCGGAGUUCACUAUUCCUCUGUUGGAUGAAGAUACGGCAAGGGAAAAAUAA
Messenger RNA from Protobothrops mucrosquamatus (brown spotted pit viper), 2897 nucleotides. It is a transcript of the gene FLT3, whose product is annotated as fms related tyrosine kinase 3. The transcript has 23 exons. Gene Ontology annotation, biological process: cell surface receptor protein tyrosine kinase signaling pathway; multicellular organism development; cytokine-mediated signaling pathway. Gene Ontology annotation, cellular component: signaling receptor complex. Gene Ontology annotation, molecular function: ATP binding; transmembrane receptor protein tyrosine kinase activity. Lineage: Eukaryota; Metazoa; Chordata; Lepidosauria; Squamata; Viperidae. The coding region runs from base 114 to 2897 and encodes 927 amino acids. The record is from RefSeq and is a predicted model, not a curated record.